CUAGUACUAGGUACUGUUUAGCGGAUAUGGCGGAUUCGUGGUCUGUGCUGUUUAGCAUUUGCUGUGCAUUUGCUUGUGCGUAUAACUUUUGCUCGAAUAUGGAUCGAAUGUUAUGUCGAGCUUGACAUUCAACUCAAAACACUAAGCCUUGAAAGAAAAUGCAGUGUUGUGUGCCUUUCUGCAAAAGAACUUCCGACAAUGUAUCAACAUCGGACGGAGAAGGGAAAGCGAUUAGUUUUCAUGGUUUUCCCCUUGAAAUGCAUCUCCGUACUGCCUGGCUUAGAGCCCUCGGCAAACAAGACAACCUUCCAGACUCUGCUGUGGUCUGCUCACAACAUUUUCUAAGUGAUGACAUUUAUGAAACAGAAAGUGGCUCAAGGCAAAUAUGUGCCGGUGCUAUUCCUUCCACAGUGCAGGUUUGCAUGAUAUGCCUAGACACUGACAGCAAGCUGUUACUAAUGAGUAAACUGAAAUUGGAUGAAGCAUAUGAGAAGUUAACCGGAGAGCCUUUGUGUGAUCAAGGAAAACUAAAACAGACACUUUGCGUACAAUGUGCUCAUAGAUUGAUAAACUUCAGUAGAUUUAGAGACAUGAGCUUGAGAGCCCGUGCACUGAUGAUGGACUUAGUUGAGAAACAUGAAUCAGUGAGUACUUAA
Maniola jurtina (meadow brown) is the source of this 656-nucleotide messenger RNA. RefSeq lists its product as uncharacterized. Gene Ontology annotation, molecular function: sequence-specific DNA binding; zinc ion binding. The transcript is spliced from 4 exons. The record is from RefSeq and is a predicted model, not a curated record. Gene Ontology annotation, cellular component: nucleus. Lineage: Eukaryota; Metazoa; Arthropoda; Insecta; Lepidoptera; Nymphalidae. The coding region runs from base 159 to 656 and encodes 165 amino acids.